Molecule: messenger RNA, 2288 nt
Organism: Mugil cephalus (flathead mullet)
Lineage: Eukaryota; Metazoa; Chordata; Actinopteri; Mugiliformes; Mugilidae
Gene: zup1
Product: zinc finger containing ubiquitin peptidase 1
Exons: 10
Coding region: 609-2189 (526 amino acids)
Source: RefSeq, a predicted model, not a curated record
GUACAACUGUGAAAUUUCGCAGUUUGGGAUCUAUCUAGCUUAGUUGCACAUAAAAAAACUCUAACGAACCACAAGUAAAAGAAAGAUAAAAUAAGAUUAAAAUAAAAUAAAAUAAAAUAAAAUAUAGGUGAAAUCUAGUGGGGAAAAAAAUAGAAAACUGUACAAGAAGUAGAGACGGAAGAAUCAGAACCAACAGAUAUAAAAACUCUUUUGUGCCAUUCUACUUUAUUGUAUAAAUAUCCAUAGAUAACACCCACUGUUUACUGCUUUUUAUUGUUUUCAACAAUGCCUGAAAAGUAAGCAAUCUUUUUAUCGUGUGUGUGAUUGUAUAUGAUUUGUACUAUUCUAUCUGCUGCACAACAUUGGGGGACAAUAAUGUAAUCUGAACUACAAAACUACUAUGUAAAAUGUGGAUGUAGUAAACCCUCCUAUCCUGCAGGCGGAAGUAAUGCGCCCAGUGGCACCAAACCUGACAACAACACCACAAAUAACAAGGCGAAGAAGAAGAAAGAAACCAACUGCUCGUCUCAUUCAGUUUCUAUUCUCUCCAGUUUCGUUUGGAUUUAAACGAAAGAGGUGAUACCAGUCUGCGUCUGUAGGCAGCAACAAUGCUUACUUGUGACAUAUGCGGUGAAGUGGUUAUGUUGGAAGAGGAUAUGAAGACGCAUCUCCUCCUGAGCCACCUGGAAAACGACAUGUGCUGUCCUCUGUGUUCCCUGUCCGGAGUGUCCUAUGAUGAACUCUGUUUCCACAUCACAUCUGCGCAUCCAGAGGAGCAGCGCGGAGUCCAGGGCCAACGGGAUUUCACAUCCAGUUCCGGCCGCUCCGCUGGAACAAACACCGGUGGGAGCGAGAAGCCAAAAACAAAAACUCUGUCCUGCUUGGCUGCGGCCAGCUGUGAUACAGCUGCUGAAGAAACACCCACAUGCGUCACUCAGAAGUCUCCCAGGAGCAGUAAUGAGGACAAUCACGGCGUCAGAUCUGAGCACAAACCAAAACAUCCACAGGCUUCACCCAGAAGAGAGAAGCUGUUCUCCUGCCCCAUGUGUCCAUUAGUGUGCAGUAGCCCUUUCAUCCUGCAGGAGCAUAUUGAGGUUCAUCUGCAGGAGCAGAGCUCAGCUGAAGAAAGCCUGGACUCUGACCUGAAGCUGGCCAGGCAGCUCCAGCAUGAGGAGGAGCAGAGGAGGAGGCAGGAGGAGGCCCAGCAGGAGAGAGAGGAGUUCAAGAAGCUGCAGAGGCAGUUUGGUUUGGAUGGCAGGGGGGGCUACCGCAGGCAGACGGAGAGGACGAUGGAGGGAGCUGUGGCCAGAGGCGUCAUGACCCCUGCAGAGUUCCACUGUAAGAGGGCGGAGAUGAUGGAGAUGAUGGCGUCGGGGGUGGACGACGGCAAAACCAGGACACAAGGCGUGACCAGAGCCUUGUACGAUCACUACCAGGCCGAGUGCAGAGACCUCGUCCAUGUGUGGCUGAGCGCUGACACCGACCACUUCUGCUCCUCAGCGGGGGACAAAGGCUGGGGCUGUGGAUACAGAAACUUCCAAAUGCUUCUCUCCUCGCUGCACAGACUAGACGCGUAUUCCCCGCUGCUACAAGAGAACACAAUACCCAGUAUUCCUCAGGUGCAGAGUAUGGUCGAGAAGGCUUGGAAAGAAGGACUGGACCCGCAAGGUGCAUCCCACUUCAACCAGCGGCUGCAGGGAACACGAGCCUGGAUCGGCGCCACUGAGAUCUACGUCCUCCUUACCUCACUGCGAAUCAGUGCCCGCAUUAUCGACUUCCACACGCCAACGGGCCCCGACGACACCCAUCCCCGGCUGUUUGAAUGGGUGAAACAGUACUUCUGUCAGUCCAGCAGUGGCACCAGACUGCCACCUCGACUCAUCCAGACCUCCCUGCCGCCACUUUACCUGCAGUACCAAGGUCACAGCUGCUCCAUCGUGGGCAUAGAGCAGAAGAAGAAUGGAAGCCUGUGCCUCUUACUUCUGGAUCCCGGCUUCUCAACAUCAGACACCAGGAAGCUCCUGAGCAGGGACACGGUCUCCACGGCCGUCCGACGCAUGAGGAAGUUCCCCAGAAGCCUGAAGCACAAACAGUACCAGGUGGUGGCGGCACGAGGUGUGUUGUCUGCUGAAGAAAAACAGGUUCGCAUCUUGAACUCCCGGACGUUGUGUGCUGAAAGGAUUCCAUGAACAAGGAGAACAGGAAGUUUUUAGUGUGAUCGUUUACUGAUAGAUGUUAUAAUUUUAGUGUUUUAAUGCUUUAAAUAAACUAUUCUUCACACUCUGGAA